CGGUCCCUCAGACCCUCAAGCCCCGGGAUGUUUAAAUCGCACCUUGCUAGCGACCACCACUCCUUAGGAUACUACCUAAUUUAUGUGGGACCGUGUUUCAAACUAUUUUUUUUUCUUCCCUGCUUCUUUCUCGUGUCAUUACGUUUUGCUAGCCUUCUGCUGUAGAUGGAACAUUUGCCGCCGGGAUGGCAGAUGUUGCGACGAGACAGAAUGGAGGUGUGUGAGGAGUCUUUAUCCUAUAGGAUAGAGAUGGUGAGUGUGGGAGUUAGCACAGAGCCCUGCCAUGCCAGGUGGGAGGUAGAGACAGAUGAAAUUGUCCUACAACGGCGGCAAAAGCAGAUAGAUUAUGGCAAGUGCACGCCUGGUUACCAGUGCUUUCUGCAGCAGGUUCCCAAGGCACAGCGACAGCCAGGAUUUCACCCUCAAACACCAAACAAGAACAGGAGGUACAGUCGUCGCUCCUGGGAUGCCCAGAUCAGGCAAUGGAGAAGAGCUCUACAUUCGUGGGACCCCCCUAGCCAGCCUCUGCAGGGCAGGGGGGCUGAGGGGUACGAAAUGGAGAGUCUCUUAAAGCCAAUGGAUCCCACCCCUUUGGAUGACUUGUCUCAGGCCAUAGAACCCUCAGAGAAUCUGGAUGAGGAAAAGAAGGGAGCCUCUGCUGGAAUCCACUGGAGCAGGGUCAGAGAUGAGGUCUGGCUCAGGAGGUUACAAUUUUGAUGGGGUUCAAGGUAGUAGCCCAAGAACAAAAGAAGAAAAAUGCGACAGCAGGAAAAAAUGGCAGGACAUGAGUA
Molecule: messenger RNA, 791 nt
Organism: Camelus dromedarius (Arabian camel)
Lineage: Eukaryota; Metazoa; Chordata; Mammalia; Artiodactyla; Camelidae
Product: histone RNA hairpin-binding protein-like
Exons: 5
Coding region: 166-717 (183 amino acids)
Biological process (GO): mRNA transport; mRNA 3'-end processing by stem-loop binding and cleavage
Cellular component (GO): cytoplasm; histone pre-mRNA 3'end processing complex
Molecular function (GO): mRNA binding; histone pre-mRNA stem-loop binding
Source: RefSeq, a predicted model, not a curated record